Molecule: messenger RNA, 2473 nt
Organism: Exaiptasia diaphana
Lineage: Eukaryota; Metazoa; Cnidaria; Anthozoa; Actiniaria; Aiptasiidae
Exons: 18
Coding region: 16-2175 (719 amino acids)
Source: RefSeq, a predicted model, not a curated record
CAUCAAAAUCUCAGUAUGAAGAAGCGCCACAGAAAAAGAUCAGAGAAAAAGAARCUUAAAAAUUCAAGCAAGGAAGUUGCAGCAAUCUCAGGUUCAGACUUAUAUCUUGGAGAUUUUGCAAAUGCCAAAGAGCCAAAGAAAACCUCAAAAAAGAUUCUGAAAAGCUCUCUAAAUCCAAAGGCAAAAGAAAGACCUCUGAAGAGGCAUCAUACAAAACUUGAAACAAAUGUUUGUUCCUGUGAAGGUUGUUUUUCACAGUCAAAAAAAGAAGAGAUACUAGCUGACUUCCCAAGUAAAGUACAAGCACAAAAUCAGUACCUAUUGAAUUUAAUGUUUCAAUUUGGAAAAAGCAAUGCUGAGACUGAAGAAGACCUUGAAAAUUUAAAGUAUACAAUUAUGGGAGAAACUAUCUGUGAAUGGUGCUUGUGUGUACUGUACAACAUCAGUGAUUAUCGAUACGAAAGAGUUAAGAACUUUUAUCGGGUUGGUGCAAAAGUUAUUGAACAUGGCAAUAAUUUUCGGCAUCACAUUGUAUCUGAAAAAACUAUGCAAGGACAGCAAUGGCUUGAGAAUUACUUUAAUCUAUUUGGUGAACCAAUGCCGCAUGAUGAUAUAUUCCACCUGCAUGUCCCAUCCAAAAAGGCUGUGUUUGAAGAGAAGCCUGAUUAUAUUGAAACUGACACAAAAUCACUUUAUAAAUAUUGGGACAGCAAAGUGAAAAUACCUACUAAGAAUCAGAUCUUUGCAAGAUGCCCUCAAUGUCAGUCCUUGAAGAAAAGGUGUAUGGAAGCUGGAAAGUGCUUGCCAGCUUUGGAAGCCUUGAAGGAAGAAAGGAGCAAACACAAGGAUUUAUACAUGGCUGAGAAGCAAGAUUAUUAUGCACGGCAAAUAGAAAGUGUGCAUCAACCUGAAGACUUGCUGUGCGUGAUUUAUGAUGGCAUGCACAAAGAAAAGACAAGGCUGCCAAGAUUUUCAGCAAACCCAUCCAAAGAUCUAGAGACUAUACAGAAAUUACCAUGCAAUUUAGAAGGCUUUAUUUGUCAUCGACAAGGUUUGGAUGUGCAACCAAAAUUAGGUUUUGGUUUUUUGAAUCUUUUUUACCAAGAUAAUGCAGACCUGAUUCUGAGUUGUCUGGUCCACUUGAUCAACACUUUGGCAGCACCCUUUCCAAGAAAUCUGAGUCUUCAAUUUGAUAAUGCCAGCAACAACAAAUGUAACACAUCCAUCGCAUUGUUUGCCUAUCUUGUUUCUGAGGGGAUAUUCCAUAAUGUUUAUGGCAACACGCUAAUUGUGAACCAUACCCAUGAAGAUGUAGAUAGGAUGUUUGAAAAUACAAAUGAAAAGCUAAAAAGGGCAGAUAUGGUCACGUCUCAUGAAGUGGCAACUCUCAUGAUGCAAGUGCCAUACGUUCAAAAUGUUAAAGAAGUGCCAUGUGUCUGGGAUAUUACAUCAUUUCUUUCACCAUUUCUGACAACUGUUCAUGACUUUGCCAACGUCCAUCACUUCUGGUUACAUAAGAAUUGCGAAGGAAAUGUGGUACUUCACUGCAAAAGAUAUUGCAAGGAUACUUGGCUGCCUGACAUCAAUGACCCAAAGACCUACCUGACUGAUGAUGACAAAUAUGGUGUUCUGAUUUUUAAGGAAAAGCCUCAUGGUGUACCUGCAGUGGUGCCACCACAUUAUACUUUGUCCGACCAAGAGAUGGAAAAAGUAAAAGAAAAUUCCAAGAAGCUGUUUGAACAUCCAUUGAUGCAGGAUGACAAGUUAUUAAGUAGAAAAACUUGGUGGGAGCAGUACCUGUCCGGUAAUUUAUUGAAAUCCAGAGAUAGCGAUUGGCCAAUAUCUGAUCUUAAAACUAAACGGAAGGAGCAGGACACCAGAAAUGUGGAAGCUGGUCGUUCUGCAACUAUCGAUGUAGCAUACGAAGAAUCAGAAAUGCCCCUGGUAUACUCUGGACAGUAUGUCGACCCUUUGAAAAAGCAAAAAAUUAUACAAGAAAAAGAGAUUGUGAAUAGAGGAGAAUGGCCCAUAAAAAGAGUCGUAAAAGAAAGAACCAAUCAUAGAUCACACAAAAAAGAGUACUUGGUUGAAUGGAAAAACUCUUGGGUUCAAGGUACUGACAUCAACCAACAAUGUAAAGAUGCAUGGGAAAACCAAAAAAAGAAAAAAAGGUGAACUGUGACAGAUGACAUACUGAACACGUUGUGUUGGAGUUUCACAGUAUUCUAUGUCUGCUCAACUUUUUGAACAUGAACUUAGUUUAUGUCUUCAGUAACCGUCACAAAUAUUUUAUACUUUAUUGGACACCAAUAUGAACGGGUUUUUAUUUAAAAUUAUUGGACACCAAUCGAUAGCUUUCAAGGUAUUAGUGCAAAAUUGAUCCAUAAGAGAAAGGCACAAAUGGCAGAUGAAUAAAUCGAUUUCUGUCAUUAUCAACUUCUGCAAUAGCCUUUAAUAAAAAAUUUUGACUUCA